Rhinichthys klamathensis goyatoka is the source of this 2700-nucleotide messenger RNA. RefSeq names its product adenylate cyclase activating polypeptide 1a (pituitary) receptor type I (gene adcyap1r1a). Gene Ontology annotation, cellular component: plasma membrane; neuron projection. The record is from RefSeq and is a predicted model, not a curated record. The transcript is spliced from 15 exons. Gene Ontology annotation, molecular function: peptide hormone binding; vasoactive intestinal polypeptide receptor activity; G protein-coupled peptide receptor activity. Gene Ontology annotation, biological process: adenylate cyclase-modulating G protein-coupled receptor signaling pathway; cell surface receptor signaling pathway. The coding region runs from base 216 to 1709 and encodes 497 amino acids. Lineage: Eukaryota; Metazoa; Chordata; Actinopteri; Cypriniformes; Leuciscidae.
CCGAGUACACACACACACACACACACACACACACACGAGCUCUCUUCAGUCUCACGCUCCUCUAGUGCUCUACAGACCUUCAUUACUCCAGUCUGUCGAUGUGAGACGCGGAUGACAAAGUUGAAAUCGCAGGUGUACGAAGCGAACCGUCCAUUUGCAGCCGUUAUAAAGAAGAAGGAGGAUUAUAUCGCGUGCCAUUCUGUGAUGGCUUUAUAAUGCUGUACGUGAGAUCUCCGGGAACAAUCGUGAACAGAAUGCAUAGACACACGGCAAGAGCAUCCUUCCUCGUCCUCUUCCUCAUCAUCACCCUGAUGUGGCCCAUACAUUCUGAGAACUGUGUCAUCAAGCGCGAGGAGGAGAGAUGCUUGGAGCGAAUCGCUCUACAUGACCGCAAAGAUGACGAAAACUUUGAGUGUCCAUGGGAGUGGGACAACCUGACCUGCUGGCAGCCGGCCGAUGUCGGUGAGGUCGUGGAGGUCAACUGUCCCGAGCUCUUUGAUUUCAUGAGUCCAGAUGAGGGGCUUGGCAAGAUCAGCAGAAACUGUACGGAGUUCGGUUGGUCUGAACCGUUUCCACACUAUGUUGAUGCCUGUAUGAUAGGUUACAACUCAACCAACCCUGACAUGUACUACGCAUCUGUGAAGGCUCUCUAUACGGUGGGCUACAGCACGUCUCUAGUGUCUCUGACCACAGCUAUGGUCAUUCUGUGCCGGUUCAGGAAGCUUCACUGCACCAGGAACUUCAUCCACAUGAACCUGUUUGUGUCCUUCAUGCUGAGAGCCAUCUCUGUGUUUAUUAAGGAUGGGGUUUUGUACGCACAGGAGGACAGUGACCACUGCUUUGUUCAUACUGUGGGGUGUAAGGCAGUCAUGGUGUUCUUCCAUUACUGUGUGAUGUCAAACUACUUCUGGCUCUUCAUCGAAGGUCUCUAUCUCUUCACACUGCUGGUGGAAACCUUCUUCCCUGAGAGACGCUACUUCUACUGGUACACCAUCAUCGGCUGGGGAACGCCCACCAUUUGUGUGACCAUAUGGGCUGUUCUGCGUCUUCAUUUUGAUGAUUCUGGUUGCUGGGACACGAAUGAUAAUACUGCCCUCUGGUGGGUGAUCAAGGGACCUGUUGUGGCAUCAAUCAUGAUUAAUUUUGUCCUCUUCAUUGGAAUCAUCAUAAUCCUGGUGCAGAAGCUGCAGUCUCCAGACAUCGGCGGGAACGAGUCCAGCAUCUACCUCAGCUGUGCACAGAAAUGCUUCAGUGAGCCCACACAGGCCGCCCAGCAUUCGUGCAGGAUGUCAGAGCUUUCUACCAUCACGCUACGGCUGGCACGGUCCACCCUGCUCCUCAUCCCUCUGUUUGGAAUCCACUACACGGUGUUUGCCUUCUCCCCGGAGGAAUUCAGCAGGCGGGAGCGACUGGUCUUUGAGCUGGGCCUGGGAUCCUUCCAGGGCUUCGUGGUGGCCGUGCUGUACUGCUUUCUGAAUGGAGAGUUUCUCCCUAAAGGUGCAGUCGGAGAUAAAGAGGAAAUGGAGGAGUUGGACGGUGAACAGGUACUUUGCUGUGGACCUGAAGCAGCAGCGUCACCCUUCGCUAGCAAGCAGUGGGGUGAACGGGGGGACGCAGUUGUCCAUCCUCAGCAAGAGCAGCUCACAGAUACGCAUGUCCAGCCCACUGGCCGAGACGGUCAACCUCAACCUGCCCACCUGAGCGUCUGAUUGGCCCACGUCCCUAAAGCCCCGCCCUCAACUCACCCUCUUCACCUGCAGUAGGGCCGGCCAUUCACAAUGAGAGAAGAACUAUUAAUAUUAUUCAUCAAUCCUCUGGAUAGUAUUUAAAGAUUCCGAACAAGAUCCUGAACGCAUCACCCAUUAUCGGUUAGAAAAGAUUCGUCCAGGGAUAUAUUUAUAGUGCCAAAACUGUUUUGAGCUAAUGCUAACAAAAGUUGCAGUUCAGGUUAGAAAGCUUUUUGACCAUAAUCCAACUUUUUGAAGGCUUUCUAAUUAAUCUAAUAAGAAAACAACAAUAUGAGCAUAAAAGAAUGUCAUUUUAUCGCAAGAGUUGUACGUUCUUUCUCAGUCAAUAAUAAUGCAGAGCAGGGGGCUUGUACGCUUCACACCGCUGCCCUAAACGCCAAAAUGAGAUCGCAGCAGAAAUUCGAGUGAAUUUUCAUAUCGCAUUAUGAGCCAUAGAGAAUGUGAAUCGUUUGUGGUUAGAAUGUAGUCCGAGAAACGUUCAUACAUUCAUUUUUUGUCAAACCAAUAGCACAUUGCUUUCUAGUUAUGAACAUUAGUUUGUAAUCGGAGACAGACGGACGGGUUACAAUUCAGUGUUAUGAUAAGAUCAAGGAAAAAAUAAUAACAAAGUGCCAAAACGUGACUAUUUAAGUAUUGUUUUAUCAGCAAGCUACUGUGUUUAUCAGAAGUACACUAUAAAAAGAAAAUGUACAGACUUCGUGUUGCUCGUUCAAAUGCUGUGUAUUUGAUUCCGUGUUCUCCACAGAGAGAUUGUAAAACAUAUUUUUUUACAAUCAGCCGUAAGUACAGAGUAUGUCAAUAAUAUAAAGACUUAUGAAUGACUCAUGACGUUAGAUUAUAUGUAAAUGUUGUUUCGAUUUAGCUUUUAGACAGUGUAUUCUUAUUGUCAUGCGAAUGGUUUAUAACUACAAAGCCAAUUUAAACAAACCAAGGAUUGUCACACACACACACA